This is a messenger RNA of Colletotrichum truncatum, 1764 nucleotides long. Its product is annotated as DNA damage response protein. Gene Ontology annotation, biological process: DNA damage response; DNA replication-dependent chromatin disassembly; regulation of DNA-templated transcription. Gene Ontology annotation, cellular component: nucleus. Gene Ontology annotation, molecular function: histone H3K56 acetyltransferase activity. NCBI's taxonomy places the organism in Eukaryota, Fungi, Ascomycota, Sordariomycetes, Glomerellales, Glomerellaceae. The record is from RefSeq and is a predicted model, not a curated record.
AUGGCUACCCCAAGCAGAGCCAAAACCACUGCUCAGAGCAGCGCUCUUCUCCUUGAGAAGCUGUCGACUGUACUGCCCAAAGGCUACCACUUCGGUGUCUAUCACCUUUCGACCCCUCCAACAAAGAGCGAAGCGCUAUAUUCAGCACCACCUGACGAGCGAGACGAUAAGACGUUCUGCGAGAAACAUUUCCUCGCCAUUUCGAUCGAUACCCGUCCGAGCACGGCCGAGAAAGAGGAACUGCCCAGGGAUAUCACGGCCAAGAAGAGCGACUCUAAGCAGGUCCUCAUCCUGGCUUUGGAGGUCUUUAUCUACACGACUGCCUACUCAAGCACCUUUUUCGUCGCAAAGGCCGACUCGACUGGAUACCUCAAGCUCCUAAACCUUCCAAAGGGCACCCCCUCUCCGAUCAAGGAGAUCAGCAGUGCCUUCGUUACAUACCUUGUUGAACAGCGCAGACGCCAGGGUAUCCAAUCAGUCGUGAGCCUUUUUGCCCGCGCCCAGAACCAAUAUCUGUUUCCUGGUAGCGUUGAUUACGCUGGCAAACAUGUCCUUGAUGACAGAGGCCUCGUUAAGUGGUGGUGCAAGGUGUUAGAUCCUCUUCUCGCAAAGCCUCCUGUCGGCAAGGGCGAGCCAUGGGGUAGCGUCAAAGGCUAUCUCGUCAUUCCCGGUCUCGAUGACUAUGAAACGAAGGCAUUUAUCCCAAAAUCACCAAACAGCACUGCUAAUUGGGUGCUGGGACAUGCCCUCGAGAAGAUAUCGCAUUAUACUAAGGAAUACGACUGGGUUCCUGCACGAUGCCUAAUUCCCCGAUUCCCUGAUGACCCAAAAUCACGUUUCCGUGAUGAACUGGACGAAGAAGCGGGCAAAUCGAAGCAACUGAAGACAACCGGAUUGUGGAAGAGCGUAAAGACACUCGAGACUUUCUGGGAAAUGAUGGCCUAUAGACAAGAAUGUUCGAGCGGGCGAUUGACGGGCUUCAUCUGGGUCGUCUUCGACCCGGAGCCCGAGAAGUCUGAGCAGCCUCGGCGUGAAAGUGCAUUGACAUCUCUUCCCACACCCAACCCUUCUUUCGAUGCGACAAACCCGCCAACAACGCCUUCCCGCCAGAAGGCUGUGCGGCCCAGCACGCCGAAAUCGACUCCGAGGAAACUGUUCCCCGUGUCGCCAUCCGGCACACCUUCGAAAAAGAAACCGGAGGAAAAGAAGAAGAACAAGAAGAAGAAGCUCAAGGGCAUUAUUAAGACCCGCCAACCACGCAUCAAGAAACAGCAGCGCAACUAUCUGUUGGAUAAGCCCAUCUCUAGCGCCUACUACUAUUGGCCGGCUGAAGGAAGAGGCCGGAAGAUCGUCGACGAGAAUGGGUAUAAGCGGGUCAAUGAGCUACUGCUCCACCUCGACUUCUCUAAGCCUGAACUCGCGACCGGUAGCACUCGCCGGUGGAUCAACGAGGUUGGCAUGGGAGAGUCGUGGGGCCUUGAAGUCGUCGGCAAGCGGGAGGUCCCUACGCCGUCAUCAAGCGGGUCGUCGGCUGGGGAAGUCAACAACCUCUCCGGGCUGAUUAAGCGUAAGCGACCUCAAGAGACGGCGGCGGCGGAUGCGUCGGAUGAGCCGGCGAACAAGGUUAAUGUCCUCAACACCGGGCUCAUUCGAAGGAAGCCCAAGGAAGAGAAAGCCGUGGAUGAAGCCCCGAAGACUGGCGAUGAGGCCCCGGUGGUCAAUGUCUUGGGCGCUGGAUUAGUUCGCAAGAAGCGCGAUGUGUGA